ACCGUUUUACCUGCAUAAGUAUGCAAUGGAUAGCCGAUCGCAGGUAGUUGGCUCCUCGUAAGUUAGUAUGAAAUCAUCGUCGAGCACAAACAUAUGUCGGAAUUUGCCAUUAGAAACCAACGCAAUGCAAAGUCCUGCUUCUAUUCAUCUUUUGGCGGGGGAAGAGCUUUGCAAAUAAAGGUCGCCUGGCAAGGCACCAUUUUCAAUGAUUGAACGGCAGAGGUUGGCGAAUCUUUUGAGGCACUGUGCCAGAAACAGAUUACUCAAACACGGGCUGCAGGUCCACGGGGCGAUAACGAAGGUGGGUUUCGCUUCCGAUCUGAUGCUUAGCAACGACCUGAUCGAUCUGUACGGGAAAUGCGGCCGGGCGGGCAUGUCCCGCGACGUGUUCGACAGAAUGCCCCACAGAAAUGUCGUUUCUUGGACGGCUCUUAUGUGCGGUUAUCUGCACGAUGGAAAUGCCGAGGCUGCGCUGAUGUGCUUCUGUCAAAUGAGGAGGUCCCCGGUCGAGCCGAAUGAGUUCACCUUGUCGACCAGUGUCAAGGCAUGUGGGGUCGCGCGUGUUCUUGAUCAUGGGAUGCAGGUUCAUGGACUAUCUAUCAAGACGGGAUUUGAUACUGUCUGCGUGGUUGGCAAUUGUAUAAUUGACAUGUAUGCGAGAUGUGGCGAGAUCGAUGAAGCUGCUCGGAUGUUUAACGCAAUGCCGUCUAUAAAUCUCAUUAGCUGGAACGUAAUGAUAGCCGGACAUGUACUCGAAAAUAAUGAUGCCGAGAAGGCUCUCCUUUUGUUUAGGGAAAUGCAAGAAGCAGGGGAAGUUCCGGAUGAGUACACAUUCACAAGUACUCUUAAGGCGUGUAACCAUCUUGGUGACAUAAAAAGAGGGAGCCAAAUUCAUGCUUUCUUAGUUACAAGUGGGUUUGGAAUCUCUGGCAGGCCUGCAGUUGCUGGCUCUCUUGUUGAUCUAUAUGUUAAAUGUCAGAGUAUGUCUGAAGCUCGGAAAGUUUUUGAUCAAAUGGAAGAUAAGAAUGUCAUCUCCUGGAGUGCACUUAUUCUCGGUUAUGCUCGAGAAGAAGAUUUGGGACAUGCGAUGGAAUUAUUUAAGCAACUUGAGGAAAGCAGUGUCCAAAUUGAUGGGUUCGUUUUAUCCAGCUUGAUCGGAGUAUUUGCUGAUUUCGCACUCUUGGAGCAAGGCAAGCAAAUGCAUGCAUAUGCCAUCAAGCUAUCAUGCGGUCGGGACAUAUCUGUUGCCAAUUCGAUUCUGGAUAUGUAUCUCAAGUGUGGGUUAACGGAUGAGGCAGAGAAGUUCUUCAGUGAAAUGCCAGCAAAAAAUGUGGUUUCUUGGACAAUCAUGAUCACUGGCUUUGGAAAGCAUAGCCUGGGUAAAGAAGCCGUUAGUCUCUUUAAAGAUAUGCAGUUGGAAAAGGUUGAACUGGAUAGUGUAACUUAUCUGGCUGUUCUUUCAGCCUGUAGCCACUCAGGACUCAUUGAUGAAAGUCAAGAAAUCUUCUCGAGCUUGUGUGCCGACAAGCGAAUGAAACGGCAAGUAGAGCACUAUUCGUGCAUGGUUGAUGUCCUUGGUCGAGCUGGGCGCAUCAGAGAAGCCAAGACUCUAAUCGAAAGUAUGCAGAUGAAGCCCACUGUAGGAAUAUGGCAGACUUUGCUUAGUGCAUGUCGGGUUCACGGAGAUCUAGAGACAAGUCGAGAAGUGGGAGAGAUCCUUAUGAAAAUGGAUGAGCUUAAUCCGGUGAACUAUGUGAUGAUAUCAAAUAUUUACCUUGAGGCAGGAUAUUGGAGAGAGAGCCAAAAAAUAAGAGAAGAGGUGAAAGAAAAGAGGUUAAAAAAGGUGGGAGGAUGCAGUUGGGUAGAAAUUGACAAAAAAGUUCACUAUUUUUAUAGUGGAGAUGACACACACCCACUCAUAGAUAGCAUCCAUGACACCUUGAAAGAAAUGGAAAAUCGGAUGAAAGAAGAGUUAGGUUAUGUGAAUCAGGUGAGAUUUGCAUUGCAUGAUGUGGAGGACGAGUCAAAGGUAGAGAGCUUAAGAGUUCAUAGUGAAAAGUUGGCAAUUGGGUUGGCUUUGGUUUCUGGAGGACUUGAACGCAAGGAGGGUGUGAUCCGCAUCUUUAAGAACUUGAGGAUUUGUGGAGACUGUCAUGAAUAUAUUAAAUGCUUAUCAAAGGUUUCGAGUAUGACAUUCAUGGUUAGAGAUGCUAAUAGAUUUCACAAGUUCCAGGAUGGUCUGUGUUCUUGUAAAGACUACUGGUAAUUCGGAUAUCGAUACUCACUUGGCUGUUCUUUGGCAACAUUUUGAGAUGAACUCCCUGAUUCAGUCUCUAGAGCUGUCAUGGAUGUUCAGUCAACAGAUGUUAAGUCUGAACCGAAAGAAAACUACCUGGUGAGCUUGCUCAAAACUUAGCAUAUUGUUGCAGGAACCAAAUAAAAGGAAGGCAAGGGGAUCUCCUAAAAUCUAAUCCCAACAAAUUUCUUUUUGAAAAUUUCACUGAAUAUCCAAAAUGCGCUUCACUAGAAAUAGCUAUUUAUAUGUGAUCAGGGUGCUUGCUUGGGAAGCAAGAUCACUGAAAAGACAGAUUCUUUUAAAUGAGUUGAAAUUUUGACUCUAUAAAUCAUAUCAAUUUGUCCAAAGUAAGACUGCGUUGUCAAUAAGCUUUCCAACCAAUCCUGACAGAUCAUCUUGGAGACUGUUUUUUUCCAGACAAGCCCGAGAUUGGGAGUUGGGAGGAAGUAUUGCUUACUUCUUUAAUUUGUUGUAUGAUUUUUGCACCGCUUCCAGCUUGAGCACAUGUAAUCUGGUAUAGUGUCAAAGAUGGUAAAUUCCCAGCAAGAUCCUUCCGAUGUCAUGAAGGUAAAAGGUGAUGGAUUGUGGCAGCGCGACUUUUCCUCGUAAAACUGUGUAGAAAGAAAAGGUUCCAGCACAUUUUUUUCUUUGGUUGGGAAGCUUUUUGGGAAUGCAGUCUUGCUUUGGACAAUCUGAAGAAGAGAGGUAAAGGAUAGGCCAAUAGAUGUUUACUGGCAAAACGGGGAAGAAACUGUGCUGUAUCUUCUUCUUCAUUGUCCUUUAUAUAGCAUCAUCUACCCAAAGGCGAUGCUUUGGGUACUUGUUUUGCCCAUAUGCUGCUAUGUUGGGUUAUACUGAAUCCGUUGAGAAAGAACUAUGGGUGCCAGGAAGGUAUUCAUAUCCCUCACCUAGGAUGAGGUGCAUAUCAUCAGUUCUCUUUCACUUUUUUGGUUGAUUUGAUAAAAGUGGAACGCCAGAGCUUCCGGGUAAAUGCUUGGAUUUUGUGAUUGUAGAUUCGUUAUCUUGUAAAUGAACCCCUUUUUGGCUUUGAUCUCUUUAAAUGAGUUGGCACCAUCUUGGCACCUCAUAACGAAUCUCUGUUUACUUGUCA
Molecule: messenger RNA, 3407 nt
Organism: Eucalyptus grandis
Lineage: Eukaryota; Viridiplantae; Streptophyta; Magnoliopsida; Myrtales; Myrtaceae
Product: putative pentatricopeptide repeat-containing protein At3g15130
Exons: 1
Coding region: 206-2266 (686 amino acids)
Biological process (GO): RNA modification
Molecular function (GO): protein binding; RNA binding; zinc ion binding
Source: RefSeq, a predicted model, not a curated record